Austrofundulus limnaeus is the source of this 5179-nucleotide messenger RNA. RefSeq names its product scavenger receptor class B, member 2a (gene scarb2a). Gene Ontology annotation, biological process: receptor-mediated endocytosis; protein targeting to lysosome. Gene Ontology annotation, cellular component: lysosome; cytoplasm; membrane. Gene Ontology annotation, molecular function: scavenger receptor activity. Lineage: Eukaryota; Metazoa; Chordata; Actinopteri; Cyprinodontiformes; Rivulidae. The record is from RefSeq and is a predicted model, not a curated record.
UCCUCCUCCUCUCAAAGUGCUGAGAGAGCUGCUGGUUCAUUUCACGUCAGCCUCAGAGCUGUCCGGUCCUUCGUCGUUUCAGGUUUGGGGGGUUGUUCGGUCGUCUCCCUCCCUCCAUUAUUAUCCUUUUUUAUAUAAAAGUAGUGCCAACAUUUUUUUUAUUAUUCCUCCGCCUCACCGGGAGAAGGACCAGGCCAAACCCGGUGAAGAGUGAACUUUAACACCCCCCCUCCUUUACAGCUGCUGCUCCCGAGGCUUCACGGUCCAACAUCAUUUCAUCUUCACCUUUAUAUGUUUUUGGGUGAAAGUUAUCGUCGACUUCAGUGAAGUUUUUUUGUGAUUUUUUUUAAACAUUUUUAUUGGCGUCAUGACUCGGAGAUCCUGUGCCAUUUACGCCACCGGCAUCGUCUGCGCUCACCUCCUGAUUGUGGGGAUCGCCCUGGUGGUGGCUCAAGUCUUCCAAACGAUGAUCCACAGUCGGUUAAAACAGGAAAUUACAUUGACGGAGAAGAGUCAAGUUUUUGAGGGUUGGAAGAACCCCCCUCCUCCUGUUUACAUGGARUAUUACUUCUUCAACAUCACCAACCCUGAGGUGUUCCUGGCAGGAGGAAAGGCGUCGGUUCAACAGAUUGGCCCGUAUACGUACAGGGAGUACAGGCCACGAGAAAACAUAACCUUCCUGGAGAACGGGACAAAAAUUUACGCCCUGAACCCCAAAACCUUUGUCUUUGUGCCCGAGAAGUCCGCCGGCGACCCCGAGGUCGACAUUGUCAGAACCAUCAACAUUCCGCUUGUGGCUGUGAUGAACGAGCUGAAUUCCUACUCCUUCUUCCUUCGAAGCAUGGUCUCCUUGUACCUGAGCGGCAUUGGCGUCGACCUUUUCAUGACCCGCACCGUCCACGAGGUUCUGUGGGGCUUCAAAGACCCGCUUAUGACAAGGAUUCACAAAAUGAAACCUGAAGUGGACGAGUACUUUGGACUGAUGUGGAAGAAAAACGGCACUCACGAGGGAGAGUUUGUUUUCCACACCGGCGUGCAGAACUACCUGGAUUAUGGGAAGAUUGACACGUGGAAUGGCCUGAGGAGAAUGUCGUGGUGGUCCUCCAAUCAGAGCAACAUGAUCAACGGGACGGACGGCGCCGUCUUCCACCCGCUGAUCAACAGGAACGAGCUGCUGUACAUCUUCGCCGCAGAUCUCUGCAGAUCCAUUCAUUUGGCGUACGUGAAGGAUGUGGAGGUGAAGGGAAUCCACGCGUACCGCUUCGCGCCCCCCAACGACGUCCUCAUGAAACCCGAAGACAACCCCACCAACGCCGGCUUCUGCGUGCCGGCAGGAGAUUGCCUCGGCACCGGCGUGCUCAAAGUCAGCGUUUGUCGAGACGGUGCUCCCAUCGUCGUGUCCUUCCCCCACUUUUAUCAGGCCGACCCCGCGUACAUCAACGCCGUCGACGGGCUCAACCCCAACGAGGAAGAGCACGAGACGUACCUGGACCUGCAGCCGACUACAGGGGUUCCUAUUCGUGCCUGUAAGAGAGCUCAGCUCAAUAUCAUCCUGAAGAGAGUCCCAGGCUUCCCUAAAACCAAGCACAUCAACGAGACCAUUUUCCCCAUCAUGUUCGUCAACGAGACUGCAACCAUUGAUGAUGACUCAGCAGCACAGAUGAGGCAGAUGCUCCUCAUCGUGACUGUCGCGUCCAACUUCCCCCUGCUCAUCGUGGGAUUGGGGAUCAUCUUGCUUCUGGUGCUCAUCGUCUUGUUCUGCCGAAACCGCCAGAAAAAGAAUGAAGUAAAACGUAUUGAUUUUACUGAAGCUUUUCAUUCUUUUGCUACGGUGAAGGACGACACGGCGUACACGCCAGUCAGCGACAAACCAGACGACUCRACGGAAAAGCCAGCCAACCAGUCGGCCAAGAACGGCUCGUACAUCGCCAUGUCUCCAGUGGAGGCCCAGAAGUGUUGAUCGAUGGUUGCACCCUACCCCACCCUGAACGGGGGGUGAGGGAGCAGCACGGGGUGGGGGGCGUCACGUUACAGCGGGUGGGGAAAACCGGGACGUAAACCCCAGUGAUUCAGUCCACAGAGACACUGAUCCUCUUCUGUCUUUCCUCCUGUCUAUCUGCUGAGCAUGGCUGCCACUGCCUGCAGUACUGCAACAACCCCCCCAGUCUUAAACUAACACCUCCAUCCUGGUCAACCCAUAAUGAGGACUUCUGUGAGCUGGGGGGGUGCUCAGCCAGGAAAAAGCCUUUUCCAUAAUUCUUCUGCGGGAACAAACUAACAUAGGUGUUGCUGUUGCACACGAAUGCACCACCUUCUGAGCGGACUCCGCCAAAACCUCAGAGUGUUUAGCAUUCAAAUGAACAACAACCGGAGCGUGUUGGUUAUUUAUUUUUUCUUCUUCUGCUCUUCUUUGUGUCCACGUUAAAUGAGGAGAAACCUUUGAGCCUUCAGAUUACACGCAGAUCUUUAGGACAAACAUCUGAGCUCCUAUCGGCUCAGAUUUGGGGGGAAGAAAAAAGGUUUUUGCUAAUUAAARUUAACUUCGUAUAUUUUGUAAACAGCAAAAACUGAGCCACACCAAAAGAUUCUUUUUUUUUCUUUCAGUGUGGGUCGGUGCACCCAGACUUUCACACACCUCUCUUCCAGUAUGUUAUUAAAACUGUGUGCGCCUUUAUCUCACACCUUUAAUGUCCUGCUUUUUUAUUGGACAGUUGUUUGGUUUCUCCCUAAUGUAGGCACGGUGUAGUAUUAAAACAUGAAAAAACCCCUCACUAGUUGAGUUGAAAAUACUCAGAGACCUAGGCUAGAAUUUUUUUUAUUUUAAUAUCAUGGCUAGUUAGAUAUGAAAUUGUUAAAAUUUGUCAGGAAACAAAAAACACCCACUAAACUUACAAGGGAGACUUGAACCUGCUUUCUGCCUUACAGUAGUUCAGCAUGUUCUUUAUGUUCAUACACUGUUAAAAUAAGCUGGAAAUACUUAAUUGUACAAAAGUAUAAGGGGAACUAUUUGACCAAAUCCACCCAGUAGUCCUGGGUGUGCUGAAAAGACACUAACACGGCUGCAGUGUUGAUGCUCCUUCACGUCUACACUGUUGGRUAUUAGAGAAAAAGCACAAUUAGGAUUGUUAAAACCAGUCUGUACACAAGAUUACCAGGUAUUUUGCUUUCUCAAAGUUGUUUGUACUAUUUUUUUUUUUCUGUCAGAGACACUGUCAAAGGGCCGUGACCAUUAAUGAGKCGGGGAGCCCGGUGUGCCACGUUGCAAUCGCUGUUCGUUUUUUGUGUUUCAGCUCUUCUGUCCGCCACAUCAUCGCAUCUCCUGUCAGUGAAUUUAAGGCCAUAAUAGCGAACAAUUCCCCGCACUUUGCCUGGAAAUCGUGCCACUGUGUUUGUGUUUUUUUUUUUUUUUUUUGUCCUAGUUGUUUCAAUGCAAGUGGUCCUUGUGUUGACUACAUUUCAAGGGGUAUUGUUUCUGUGUGUGGAUGUUUGUUACCUGCUUUCAGCACACGGGAGUGUCUUCUGUUUUUGAUAUACUUUGUAUUUGUUAUUGCUGCUAAAGUUGCCAUAACAUUUGUAUUUGUACAUGUGGUGUUUGGUUCCGGGUUGAUCUACAACAAAAAGGGGGCUUUAAUUCAAACCUUAAAAUCUUGAAGGCUUUUGUGUUGCCAACCUUUUUUUAAACACCCGAGCACAAGAUCCAAAGUCCAAAGCUUGCUGCCAUUUUAAAGACGUAUAUAACAUCUCUUAUAAAYCACUCAUUUCUUUAACAGGGAUCAAACCAUAUAUUCAUGUAUUUAUUAGCAAACUGUUUAUUGAUGGCGCUCAAACGGGCCGAGCCAGCUCUGCAUCAUCUGAGACUUGAGGCUGGAAGUCUGAAUCUGGGUCAGUUUGGUGGAGAGCGUGUUAAAAGAACUUUUGUUUGCUUCUCAGAUUAACAAGAAAAAGAAAUGCUGCAAACACCUUUAGUUAAUUAAUAAUGUCCAGAGUGAAACCGCUUUUUGUACUCCACCUUGUGCAAACUUGCAGUUCAUAGUCGUUCACCUUUUUUAUCAAACAUCUCUAAAGGUCUUAAUCGGCGCCACGCCGACCCCAGAGUUCAGUCCUCYGAGCUCGUUGGCUCAUCCCGUCCACUUGACCAAAGAUAACCCGUAUCGAUCCGCCUGGGCGCCCUCCGUUUACUUUCUGUGAUAACAGCUGUGCCACAAAACCGCCACCGCCUACCUUUUUUUAAAGAGAGUGAUGACGAAGAUAAAACAAAUGUGCCACCACUUUUGUGAAGUGUUGUGUGAAUGUUUGUAUGUAUGCGCCUUUUUACAUCAAGGCAAAAAAAAAAGAGAGAAAAUUAAUGGGUAUUGCUUAUUUUUUUUCUUACUCUGCGCAAGUUAAAUCAAUGCUCUCUUAGAGCAGCAAAAAGAAAAUCUCAGUAUUAAUGUAAAACGAAGCAAUACAAAGUUGUGUAUCACACUGUGGAUGUUUGUUUUUUUUCAAGGGGCCACAUAUUUAAGUUGUAUUCUUUGUUAGUUUUUCCUAAUGUAUAAGUACUUUCCUAAUUUCUGUAGCGUGAUUUAGUCACUUAUUGAGUAAAAGCUCAUUUCAUUAUCAUUUCAAUUAUUUUUAUCACUGGAUAAUAUAUAAAUAUAUAAAUAGAUGGACCAGUUUGWGACACUGGGGACAGAGUUGUACAGAGUGUUUUAUAAGUAGUUCUGGUUUUGUGUGUUUGUGGGGGAAGAAAAUGCACCAUUUCUGACAAACUGGAGCGAUUGGCUGGAAGGCUGAUUAUCUUGACUGAGUGAAGCUUUUUAAUGCGGUGGAUCAUAUUUAGAUGAAUGAAGCCCUCCUUCAGUUAUGAGCACUAGUGCCAUCUCUCUUUUUUUUUGGUCAUUAUUUUUUAUUUUAUCCAUUUCUUUUGUAACACCCAUGUCUUCCCAUUUCAACCUUCUAACAGACAUUUCCCUUUUUGAGAAAUACUAAUUUUGGUUUUGCUGCUGAAGAUGACAAUCCCCCACCCCCCCUCAUCCCAUCAUUUUGUCAUGUUARGUGCAAAAUAAUGUCUAAAGUAAUAUCCAUUUUUAGUUUUGAUAAUUUACAGUGCACAGAUGUUUAUACAGUGCUUUUGUAAAAGAUUUCUAGUGUAUUUGCAAAAAACAAAAAGAAAAUAAAAGUUGCAUUUAAGUGCAAA